Linum tenue is the source of this 1148-nucleotide messenger RNA. The record is from the annotation of a GenBank genome assembly. Lineage: Eukaryota; Viridiplantae; Streptophyta; Magnoliopsida; Malpighiales; Linaceae.
GCAGCGUUUCUCUCUAUGUCCGGGUAUGGAAAGGUUUAACCCAACCGGCAAAUUUUGAGCAGCCGGUAUAAGCACGAAAGCUCUGCCCCAACCACGACGAGCUUUCUUGAACCUGUCUGGAAAAUCAAAGCAAGGGAAAGCCGUAAGAGGUAAAUAAAAGAGGAGGAAGAAGGGGUAGCAAGCAUAGUCGAGGAAGAGCAGGAGGCAGGCAGAGAGGGCUGCAACCCUAUUGGAAGCGGUAAAGGCGCGCUCUUAGACUCUCAGUCUCAGGGUGCUCGUUAAUUUGGUGGGAUCGCUCUUCGCUCCAGAAAGAUGCUUCCUCUUUCGCUACUGAAGACUGCACAGGGCCAUCCCAUGUUGGUCGAGCUUAAAAAUGGCGAAACUUACAAUGGACAUUUGGUCAACUGUGAUACAUGGAUGAACAUCCAUCUUCGUGAAGUUAUCUGCACCUCUAAGGAUGGUGACAGGUUUUGGCGUAUGCCUGAAUGCUACAUACGUGGAAAUACCAUCAAGUAUCUCCGGGUUCCUGAUGAGGUCAUUGAUAAAGUUCAGGAAGAAACAAAAAGCCGCUCAGACCGAAAGCCUCCUGGAGUUGGACGCGGUAGAGGGAGGGGUCGAGAAGAUGGUCCUGGUGGAAGGGCUCCAAAGGGUGUUGGCCGUGGGCUUGACGAUGGAGGUCCCAAGGGUCCAGGUGGAGGGCGUGGAAGAGGCCCCGGUGGGAAGCCUGGCGGAAGCAGAGAACCCUUGCUGUUCUUGCAGGUCCAGUUAGAGGACGUGGCUGAUCCGUUGAAUGAUGAAACGAUGGCUGGAGGGGUUAAGCUUGCUACUUUUUCCAAGCAUAUAUGGCCGCAGUCACUAUCCGUUUGAGAGUUUGUUUUGGUAAAUGAUGCAAUGUUGUGAUUUUCUGGUGCUUCUUUCUCUCUUGUUCUUGUAACAAAGUGAUCGAACGAACUUCCUUGGGUCCCAAGAUACUAGCUGGGGGUGUUCUCUUCGUCUGAAUCAUUUGACUUACUGGAUCCAUGACUUUUACUGGGCUCUUCCAGACAACUCUAUCAUCAACCAUCAAGCCCAUAGAUAAAGAGUGCAGCAUUUGUCUCUGGGGUGUAUUUAAAUGGUUGUAUGAUAAUUAUCAAAUCAAUUAAACCUAA